Messenger RNA from Solanum verrucosum, 1737 nucleotides. RefSeq lists its product as uncharacterized. The record is from RefSeq and is a predicted model, not a curated record. Gene Ontology annotation, molecular function: protein binding. Bases 1 to 1737 code for a protein of 578 amino acids. The transcript has 5 exons. NCBI's taxonomy places the organism in Eukaryota, Viridiplantae, Streptophyta, Magnoliopsida, Solanales, Solanaceae.
AUGAAUGAUGAAGAUAAUGUAUAUAGAAUUCUUGAUCUGGCUGCUAUGAAAGAUAAGUGGAGUGUUGCUGAAGUAAUUUUAAGAAAGGAUCCAAGUUUGGUUCGUCAAAAGAUAUCGGAAUUUGGUGAAACACUACUUCAAAUUGCAAUAUUAGCAGGAAGCACCGGAUUUGUGCUAAAGCUAAUGACUCUGAAGGAACCAGAUGACUUUGAACUGAAAACUAAUAAUGGGAAUACGGCAUUUAGUUUUGCAGUAAAUUCAGGGUUCAUUGAAAUUGUUAAAGCAAUGAGGGAAAGGAAUAACAAUCUACCAAACAUCCAUGGUAUGGAUUCUGCCGGCAGUGCAAUAUUUCCAAUCGGUGUGGCAGCUAUUUAUGGGCAUAAAGCUAUGGUAUCAUACCUUUUUGAGGUCACAAAUCUUGCUAUGCUAAACCAAACAGAACGAUUAUCACUUCUUGAGAUCACUACCCACAAUGAGAUGUACGAUGUAGCAUUAAAAAUAUUCAACAAGGACAGAAAAUUAACCACUCAAAUGUUACAAGGAAAUCUUGGUGUCUUCUACAUAUUAUCUCACAAGUCCUUAGUUAUCAGUAACCAACAAGGAAAGUUGAAGAGAUCCAUUGAAGGACCUUAUAAUUCUCCACUACUUGUAGUGCUGAAAUUGCUAAGUUUUUCAGGGGAAAGAUAUAUACUGAAGAAACAAGGUGGUCUACUACUUGAGGAGCUCUGGGCAGAGUGUGAAAGAAGUGGAGAGAAUAAGCUAUUGGAGCUAGUAAGAAGAGAAAAAUUGCUCCAUUAUGCUGCAACAGCAGGAAAUGUAGAGUUUUUAGCUGUGGUUAUUUACAAUCAUCCUCGUCUCAUAUUGGACUGUUACCGAGAGUGGUCCAUUUUCCAUUAUGCAGUUUUUCAUAGACAGGAAAAAGUAUUCAGUCUUAUACACCAAACAGGAGGAAUGAAAAACUUUCUUCUUCAAAAAAAUGAUACUAAUGGCAAUAACAUGCUGCAUUUGGCUGGGAAGUUAGGAUAUUCGAACUUACAUGAUAAGGAGAAGAUUAUGCCGUCAUCGUUUCUCAGGGAUUCUGGAGCAGCACUUCAGAUGCAAAAAGAGAUAUUGUGGUUUAAGGAAGUGGAGAAACUUUUACCACCUUCACUCCAGAAGAUCAAAAACAAAGCUGGGAAAACCCCUAGGGAAGUAUUCACGGAAGAGCAUAACCUAUUGCUAAAAGAAGGGGAAAGGUGGAUGAAAGACACGGCAAAUUCUUGUAUGAUUGUUGCAACUUUGAUCGCCACGAUGGUGUUUGCUGCAGGCUUUACCGUGCCAGGCGGUAAUAACGGUGAUAAUGGAAUUCCAAUAUUACUAAAAUUAAAUGCAUUUAGGGUCUUCGUCAUAUCAGAUGCGGUGGCACUAUUCAGCUCAAUCAUUUCCAUCAUUAUGUUCUUGUCCAUUCUGACAUCUCGCUAUGCUGAAGAUGAUUUUCUUGUGUCAUUGCCUGCAAAGUUAUUGUUCGGACUCACGGCACUUUUUGUCUCGAUAGUUAGCAUGCUAUUGGCUUUUACAUCAACCUUCUUUUUGGUCUAUAGUAAUCAUACGAAUUGGGAGCCAAAGCUCAUUGCUGCUUGUGCUUGUAUUCCUGUAGCUUUAUUUGGGUGUUUCCAAUAUAAACUAUGGUUUGAUGUGGCAAAAUCAACAUAUUGGUCCAAGUUUCUUUUUCGACCAGGAAAGUACAAGCUGUAUUAA